AUGGCAUCCUGGGAACUCCUUGUGGUUGGUGCCUCCUUCGCAGCAUUUCGGGGGCUGCACUGGGGACUGCAGCUGCUGCCCACCCCGGAAACUGCUCGAGACCUUUGGAUGUGGCGGAACAUUUUCGUUUCGCUGAUGCACAGCCUUCUCUCUGGAGCAGGGGCGCUGGUCGGGCUAUGGCUGUAUCCUCAGAUGGUCAUCGACCCGAUUCAUGGCCACCCAUCGUGGGCAGUGGUCCUAGUAGCAGUGUCAGUGGGUUAUUUCCUGGCGGAUGGAGUUGACAUGCUGUGGAAUCAGAACUUGGCCCAGGCCUGGGACCUUCUCUGUCACCAUUUGGUGGUAGUGAGCUGCCUCAGCACUGCGGUUCUGUCUGGCCACUUUGUGGGCUUCGCUGUGGUGUCUCUACUUCUGGAGCUGAACUCCAUCUGUUUGCAUCUGCGGAAACUUCUGCUGCUUUCCCAUAAGGCCUCAUCCUUGGCCUUCAGAGUAAGCAGCUGGGCCACCCUGACCACGCUGGCCCUCUUCCGCCUUCUACCUCUAGGAUGGAUGAGUCUGUGGUUGUUUCGGCAGCGCUACCGGGUGUCUCUUGCUCUGGUCAUCCUUGGUGGAACUGGGCUGGUCACUGUGGGAUCCAUGAGCAUCUCAUUGGGUAUCCGCAUUCUGAUCAGGGAUGUCUUGCAGUCUCGACCUCCCCCGUUUAUCUCUGUGCACAAGGAGACCAAGACAUAUGACGGAGAGACAGUCACCAGGAACAACUCCACUCUCAGUCUGAAAACCUAG
Microtus ochrogaster (prairie vole) is the source of this 780-nucleotide messenger RNA. RefSeq names its product TLC domain containing 2 (gene Tlcd2). NCBI's taxonomy places the organism in Eukaryota, Metazoa, Chordata, Mammalia, Rodentia, Cricetidae. The record is from RefSeq and is a predicted model, not a curated record. Gene Ontology annotation, biological process: plasma membrane organization; regulation of membrane lipid distribution; membrane assembly. Gene Ontology annotation, cellular component: plasma membrane.